AUGCAAGGUAAUUCCUCUCCCUCAUCUUUACGCCCUAAGGAGGAAGCCUAUGUAAAAUCACUACUAGAAAAGUCCAGAUCUAGGAGAAGAAAAAAGAAGGAAGAACUACGAGAAUUACAGAAUUCACUUUUUCAUUUUAAUGAUGAUGGAAAUUAUCAAGAAUAUGACGAAGAAAGUCCUGUUCGUUCUUCUUCAUCGAGGAGUAGAUGUUUUUCACCAGGUGGUGUUAGAGGAAUCAAUAAUUCAAGUGGAAGUUGGAGUGUUGGUGGUCAGUCUUCCUCUCCAGAGCAACAACAUUAUACAAAUCCAACAAUUUGUUCGGAGGUGAGGAAAGCAGCCACUAAUUAUGCUCAUGAACAACACAAACAAUUAUCGGAGGACAUUCAUGCCUCCUAUCUUUUGAAAAGAAUGGAAGAAUUGAAAAGCAUGAAUAUUAAGGCCAUGAUUGAUCGCUCCUUUAAUUCUUCAUCUUGUGUCACUAAAGAUCAAUCUCAGCAAGUGUGUUUAGCAAAUAAUUAUACUUCUCCUACUUCUCCAACUAAAUUAAAUCCAAAUACCGUGAGCCAACCUUUAUCUCCUCACUCGAAACAAUAUGAAAUUGAAAGGAGAAAGAGAGUGGAGGCUAGACAAGAAAAACUAAAGAAUUCUCCAAAUACUAUGGAAGAAAAGUAUUUGGCAGUCUCUCAACAAAGCCCUCCUCAGAAAUUAAAAAGACCCUCUUCAGCAAGACCAACCACACAACAACCUCAAUUCCAACCAAACUUGAUUAGAUCACCAGAAAAAUUUCAAUCACAUUCAUCUCAAAACUCAAUUUUGAACAACUCAUCAAGGAAACAUUCCCAACAUGCUCCAGAUGUCAGUAAAACUCCAGAGAAAUUAACAUCACCAACCAAACUUCAAAGGCCAUCUUCUGCACCAAGGAGUAGAGUUGUGCAAUCAGCAGUAGUGGAAACUCCAAAAAAAACUGUACCAUACAAUCAGAGAAAGGUCCCAAAACCACUUGAUCCGUUUGAAAAAGAAGAGAAAAUUAUUUUAGAGCAAAUACAAGAUCUAGAUGAUCAACUUCAAAAAAGUGUUGUCUUUCGAUCUGUGGUUUCAUCAAUUUCAGACCUACCACCUAAGUCAGUUAAAUCAAAAGAAAAUGAUUCAAUAAUUUCUAAUAGAGUAACAAGACCAACUACGCCUUCGUCAUCUAGGAGAAGUAAUACCAGAAGUCCUUUGAGUUAUAGUAGAUGCAAUAACAGACCUCAAUCCUUUGAAACUCCAAAAGAAUCAUCUCUGGAAGAAAUAGCAAAGAAGAAUAGAGAACGAUAUGGUCACGUAAAAUCAAAGGUUGUCUCAAGGAGAAGUGAGUAUUCUGGUGCAGAACAGAAUACUUCUCUAUCACAAAACAGAAAUCAAAGACCAGCAUCUGCACUUUCUGGAAGAGGACCAACUAGUUCUUUACCAAAACAUGACGAAAUGUCUUUUUCAUCAACUCCAAAGAGGCCAAGUUCCGCUCCUCGAAAACCUAGAGCUGAAGGUGUCAGAGAUUCACACGAAAAUGUUAGGUCUGUAAAUAUAAGUCUAAAGAAUAUUCUACUUGAACAAGAGGAAUACAAGAGAGUUUGGGGAGAAAUAGAAGAGGAAGAAUUACGAAUUCUGAAAUUUACUCCAAAAUCAUCUCAAAACAACAAAUCUGAUAGACCAGAGAAGGAUUUAAAUAUUUCAGUGGUCAAUGAUAACUCAAACUCAUUUACCAAAUUUGAUUUUGGUGAGGAUUCAGAAUCUAACUUUAAGAGUGUUAUGAAGAAGAGAAUAGAAGAGAUUGAAAUGGGUUUGAAGAAGAUUGCAUCUCUAGAUACAGACGAAAAUGAGGAUGAACAUUACGAACCUAUUGACAAGAAUGAAACACAGGAUAUAGAAUCCCACUAUAGAAUCCUAUUUGACAGGAAAGAUUAUAAUCAAUCAGGUUAUCCUGAAGAAUCUAGUCAAUUAAUAGAAAUAGAUUUGGAGCAAAGUAAAAUUAGUAGCUGUGGAGAAGAAGAUACUACCACAAUUAUUGAAGAAAAAGUUUCAAAUAAUAUUGAUGCCUUUCUCUCUCACGGAGAAACUGAAAAGGGAGAAUCAUACAGAGUGAAUGAAAGUAUUCUCAGUUCAAGUUUUAUAGGUGACACUUCUCAAAUUCCAAGCAAUCCAGAGUUUAGAAAAUUCAUUAAUGACAAACUUGAUAUGCUCGAGAAGGAAUGUUCACUUCACCAAUAA
Molecule: messenger RNA, 2244 nt
Organism: Naegleria gruberi
Lineage: Eukaryota; Heterolobosea; Eutetramitea; Acrasida; Naegleriidae
Exons: 1
Coding region: 1-2244 (747 amino acids)
Source: RefSeq, a predicted model, not a curated record